Molecule: messenger RNA, 678 nt
Organism: Leguminivora glycinivorella
Lineage: Eukaryota; Metazoa; Arthropoda; Insecta; Lepidoptera; Tortricidae
Gene: COX5A
Product: cytochrome c oxidase subunit 5A, mitochondrial
Exons: 2
Coding region: 62-520 (152 amino acids)
Biological process (GO): mitochondrial electron transport, cytochrome c to oxygen
Cellular component (GO): mitochondrial inner membrane
Source: RefSeq, a predicted model, not a curated record
UUGUCUAUGGUUUUCGGCAGCCAUUUGUUAUCCUUGCUAAAGUUCCUGUGAAACCAUAAAAAUGUUGAGAUCAGUAACUGGCAAUCUGGCCAAUGUCCUCAAAAGGUCUUUGGUUCCUACAGUGAGGGUCAAUGGUGCCUUCCAAGUGCGAAAAGCCCAUGGCGGUCCCGUCGAAUCCGAUGAAGAGUUUGACGCCAGAUACGAGCAGUUCUUCAACAGACCUGAUAUUGAUGGCUGGGAAAUCCGCAAGGGCAUGAAUGACCUCUGUGGCAUGGACUUAGUGCCCGAUCCAAAGAUCAUCAGGGCCGCCCUGCACGCUUGCCGCCGUGUCAACGACUACUCCCUCGCCGUCAGGUUCAUCGAAGCCUGCAAGGACAAGUGCGGCGCGAAACAGAGCGAGAUCUACCCAUACAUCAUCCAAGAAAUCCGACCAACCCUUUCAGAACUUGGCAUUGAAACUCCCGAGGAGCUAGGCUAUGAUAAGCCAGAAUUAGCUUUAGAAAGUGUAUAUGAAAUGUAAGGCCACGUUAUGAAAUUAAGUUGUAGAGGAAUUUGUAUAAUAGUUUUCUUGUCGAUUUUUAUUUAAAAAUUGUGGAAAAGCACACCUUUACCAUUGUAACAGCAAAUGAUAAUCGCCAUGCUUAUUAACUAAUGUAUAAAAGCAUUAGUGGAAUAUGA